Molecule: messenger RNA, 1214 nt
Organism: Acipenser ruthenus (sterlet)
Lineage: Eukaryota; Metazoa; Chordata; Actinopteri; Acipenseriformes; Acipenseridae
Product: aminoacyl tRNA synthase complex-interacting multifunctional protein 1-like
Exons: 7
Coding region: 140-1087 (315 amino acids)
Molecular function (GO): tRNA binding
Source: RefSeq, a predicted model, not a curated record
UCUACUCAAUUCUUAAACAUCACGUUAAAAAAAACAAAACUAAAUAAAUAUAGGCGCUCGAGAGACAACUUUCUUUCUCUGUUCACGAAAGCCCCAUGAAACAACGGAAGCCGGCGUGUAUGCCCUCAGUGUCAAUUACAUGUUUUUAGCACGCUCAUUAAUAAAGAUGUUCGCUAAUAACCCCGUGCUGAACAGACUGGAGCAGAGGACAGUGGAAGCCGACGAGGUUAUUGAAUACCUGAAGCAACAAGUUCUCCUGCUGAAGGAAAAAGCCACCUUGCAGGCCUCUAUUAGAGAGGAAAAAAAGCUUAGAGUGGAAAAUGCUAAACUGAAAAAGGAUGUCGAGGAACUGAAAAAACAGCUGAUCGAGAAAGAAAAAAGGAAUGGAGUUAAAGAGAUCGCAGUUCCUGCAGCGGCUGCUGUCCAGUCCAGUUCCAAAGUGCUUGUUUGUGAAACUGUGAAACCAGCUGCCUCUGUGACUGCAGCGGUACCGGCCAACAAAGAAAAGGCUCAGAAAGCGAAUGAAGACAAGAAGAAGAAAGAAAAGAAAGGAGAAAACAAGAAGUCUACAGGGGGUGAGGAUGAAUCCAUGCCAGUUGAUGUGUCUCGGCUUGAUCUGCGUGUUGGCAGGAUCGUGACAGCGAAGAAACACCCCGAUGCAGACUCUCUAUAUGUGGAAGAGGUAGACGUGGGAGAAGCAACUCCCAGGACUGUCGUCAGCGGCCUAGUGAAGCAUGUGCCCAUAGAACAGAUGCAAAACAGGAUGGCUGUGCUCCUUUGCAAUCUGAAGGCUGCCAAGAUGAGGGGGGUGGUAUCGCAGGCCAUGGUGAUGUGUGCCAGUUCUCCUGACAAGGUGGAAGUCCUCGAUCCUCCCAGCGGAGCUGUACCUGGGGACAGGGUCACCUUUCGGGGCUUUCCUGGUGAACCUGACAAGGAACUGAACCCCAAGAAGAAGGUCUGGGAGCAGAUCCAGCCUGACCUCCGCACUGAUGGCCAGUGCAUCGCGACAUACAAGGGGGCAGCCUUUGAAAUCACAGGGAAGGGAGUCUGCAAAGCUCAGACCAUGAGCAACAGUGGAAUUAAAUAAAAAAGGGGUGUGCACUGGCAAUGCUGUUUUUACCUUGAACAACACUUGAUGUGCCAGAAUAAAGGGGAGCCCCAAGCAUGGGUUAAUGACUGUAGAUCAAUCACAAUAAAGAUUUUUAAAGUCCAAA